UCGGAUAUCGAUACCAUAUCACAAAAUAAUAAUAAAAAUAAUAAUAAAUAACAGAAAUAAUACUACUAAAACACAAACAAAAGCAUACAAAGCUUGCACAUUUUUGAUCAAAACAAACAACCAAAUUGAAUUUCAAUUGUGGAACGAAGUAUAGAAAUCAGCUUGAGUUUGUGCCACUGCCACGCAAAAAAAAAAGUAUCGUUUCCAAAAAACUAAGCAAACUUCAUCCGAAGUUCGCGAUUAGCUAGCCAAAAACGGAGUGAUCUCGACGAGCAGAGCCACGCCCCCCAUCCACCCACGCUGCCCAGAACAGAGCAGCGAAGAUGUCGUGGCUGAACAGCAGUCUCAGCCAGCUGAAGGGCCAACUAACCAAUCUGGCCCAGGAAGUUCUGGCCGAAACGGCAGGACCCGGCGACUUGGAGUAUGAGGGACAUCGAGCAGGCGGUGCUAGCGCCCAAGAGGCCGAGCAGCAGGCUAAGACAGCCCUGGAACUGCUGGCGGAUACCCAGGAGCAAAAGGAGCAGCUGGAUAGGCGUUGCGAGGAGAAGGAUCGUGAGAUUGCCGCCCUGCGCCGGGAACUGGCCAAAAGCAAGCAGAAACAGGAAUCCAAACUGGCAGCCAGCACAUCAGCUUCGCGGGAACCGCAUUUGCAGCAGAAUGAGGAGUCCAAUGUGGAGGACAGCUGGUGCUGGGAGCCCGAUGGAGGCGACGAGAAGGGUGCUGGAUCAGGCGCAGGAUCAGGCGAUGCGGCGACGAAAGACAAGGAGUCCGGCCUCGUGGACAUCGCACUGGGAAACAACGAUGUGGUGCGGCUAAACGAACGCAUUGCGGAGCUGGAGCAGCUCAAUGCACAGCUGAAUGCCUCGCUGGAGGAGCUGGACUCGCAGCAUGAGCUGGCCAUGCAGGAUGUGCUGGAGCACAAGACGCAGCUGGCGGGUCAGGUGGCGAAUCUCAAGCAGUUGCAGGCGGAUCGCCUGGUGGAGCACGAACUGGCCAAUGCCAGGCAGCAAAAGCAGUUGGACGAACUGCGGCAGACGUCCUCAGUCGCCAAGGAGCAGCAGGAGGAGCUGCAGCGGAAGGUGGAGCAGCAGGAGGCUGAGCUAAACGAGAUGCGAGAGCUGCUAGACAAACGUCGCCAGGACACCGCCGAGCUCAUCGAACGCGUACGCCUGGCGGAAACGGAGCGCGAACGGCUGCUCAAGGAUCUGGAGGAAUCUCGGCAGGCCAAGGAGAAGAAGACCUCGGAGUCGUCAUCGAAUAGCUCCUCCACGGGUAAGCACAGCGAGGAUGAGUUCAUUGUGGUGCGCCAGGCAGAUGCCACGGGCUCUGGCUCCGCUUCUGGCUCAGAUCGCGAUCCAGAUGCCGAUGUCACGUCACCGCCCUCCAAGGAGAAGCUGCGCGAUCGUCUCGUCUCCCUAGAAUCACAAAUCUCGGAGCUGACACUCACCAAUACCCAACUGCAGGAUGCUCAGCUGGAGAAGCAGCUGAGCAUCAACUUGCUGGGUGAACAGCUUGUUGAAUUGGAGAAGCGCUUGCGCCUCAGCGAGGCGGAGAAGGAGCAGCUUCAGCUGGAUUUGCAGCUGCGCCUGCAGCAACUGACCGUACAGAAUCAGGAGCUAAAGCUCCACGCAGAGGCUGAGCAGGAGGGUCACGCCCAGGAUCUGGAGGAGCAACUGGGCGCUCUGCGCGAGGAUAACCAACGUCUGCGCCAGGAACUGAGUACCAGCAUAGCACAGGCCAAGUUCCGACAGGCCAUUGCCGAGGAGAAGCAGGAGAUUACGGAUCUGGACGACGCGGACACCGAGUACGGCACCUUCGAGCUGGACAAGCUGCGUGAGCUGCUCCAGGCCGAGAUGGAGGAUCGUCUGGCCAGCUCGUUUCCGCAGCAGAAGCUGGAGCGAGCCUGGAACUCGCUUAAGGAUCGCUGGCACCGACUGGAGCUGUUGGAGCAGCGACUGGAGGAUGUACAGAACCAGCAGCUGGUCAGCGAGCACGAAAAGAAGACCCUCGAGGCGGACAUCUCGCAGUAUAUCCUGCAGUGCGAUGAGCUGAUGAAGAACAAUGAGCUGCUGCUCAACGAACUGGACAAAUACAAGCGCAACAAGCUGGAAACCAUUGAGGAGCAUCACGAGGAGACGAUUGUCCAGCUGGAGGCCCAGUUGGAGGAGGCCAGACAGAAGUUGGAGGCUUCUCUGUCCAGCCAACAGCUGAUGGAAACAAAACUGAAAUCUAGUCCAGAAAAAUCUCCUGUGGAUAGCGAGUUGCUGGCCAAACUCGAGCAGAAGGAGCAGGAAUACUUGCUGUUGCAGGAGCAGUUGACCACCGCCAACGCGGAACUGGACAAUAGCACCAAACUGCUGGAAAAGAAUGCAGAACAGCUGACCAAACAGCAGCAGCAAAACGCGUCAGAUCAAAAGAAAUUGGAAGAACUCUCACACCUGCGGGAAACAUUACAACGCAAGGAAGUGGAUCUAAUGGAGCUGGAGGAGCAAUUAGCCUCGGUUAGGCAGGAUCUAGAUGAGAAAUCCGUUCAGCUGAAGAUCAGUCAGGAUCAGCACAAAAUCCAGGUAGCCAAUCUCCAAAAUCAGCUGCAAGCCGAUCAGGAGAAGCUAAGAGAACUGCUCCAGCUGCAGGACAAACUGGAGCAGCAAAAGGAGCUCAUGGAAGUCGACCAGAAUCAACAGAUCACCAUGAUCAAGAAGGAGCUGUCCGAGACGACCAAUCAAUUGAGAGAGUGCCAGGAGAGGCUAACAGUCAAGGAAGCUCAGCUGGCGGAGAUCCAACAGCAGUUGCAGGAAGCUAACGAGGAAAGGACAACCUUGCAGGAGCAACUCCUUAACAAGGAGCAGGAAUCUGGCAUGAACUCCGAUCAGGCAAGCCGACUUCACGAGCUUGAGGAUCAGCUGCUGGCCAAGGAGCAGCAAAUGCAGCUAGACCAAGCUGAACUGGAAAAAUUACACGAGACACUUCGGGCAAAUGAAGAGCAAGUCCUGGCCAAGGAGGAGCAGCUUCAGGCCAAGGAAUCCCAAAUCCAAACCCUAGAAUCACAACUACAGGGCCAGCAAGCAGCCGAUGAGAGCCAGCAACUCCAGCAGACCAUCGAUGGCUUGGCGCAGGAGAAGAACGAGCUGAUCAAGGUGCUGCAGCAAAAGCACCAGGAGAACACGCAGUACUAUGCGGAAAUCCAGCGACUGCAGCCCUUCGAGCAGCAGGUGAAGGAGCUGGCCAAGGAGCGCGAGAAGCUGCAGGAUCAGGUCGGCUUCCUCAAGGAGAAGUCCGACAUACUCACCACGAAUCUGCUGACGGAGCAGACCAACCAGCGACUCCUGCAGCAACAGCAGGCGGAAUCCCAGGAGCAGCAGGCCAGCGCGCUGCGAGAUCUGGAGCGUUUGCGUGCCCAUCUCCUGGAGAUCGAGGAGUUGCACACCCAGGAAACCGUGGAGCUGCAGCGCGAUCUGGACGAGUCGCGCUCCCGUCAAGCGAUCCUCGAGCAGCAGGUGUCCAAGUCCAGUACGGCGUACACAUCGGCCAGCAUCCGUGCGAAUCAGCAGGCGGAGACGCUGCAGGCGCAGCACGCCCUGCUCCAGCAGCAGCGGGAUGAGCUGUUGGCCAAACUGGGCCAGUACGAGGAUCGGGAGCUGAAGCAGCAGGCGGCGCUGACCAAUCUGCAGUGCGCCCUGGAGCAGUUCCAAAACGACAAGGAUCACGACAUCGAAAUGGCCACGCAGAGGAUACGCCGCGAGAUGCAGACCCAGUUGGACCGGCAGGGUCAGCUCCAGCUGGAGAUGAGCGGCCUGCAGCAGCAGCUGGCGGAGGCCAAUCAGGGAUUGCGAGCCGCCGCCCGGCUCUCGGAUCAACUAGAGGCUGGACAGCAGACGAUCGCCGUGCUGCGGGAUGAAGUGGAGAGCCUGAAGGAGGCGAAUGGCCAGCUGGAGCAGCGGCUCAGCAGCAGCGAGAGCAGCCAGACGGACAAGAUUGACAAGAGCCUGAUCAAGAGUCUGCUCAUCGGCUAUGUGGUCAGUGGACAUGCGGGGGAUAAGCAACAGGUGCUGCGCAUGAUCUCCUCUGUGCUGGACUUCAAUGCCCAGGAGGCGGACAAGGUGGGACUCAAUAAGCAGCAAAGCAGCUGGCUGGGCGCCAUUCUCGGUGGCGGUACCGCCCCAGCUGCGGGAGCAGGAUCUUCGCGUGGCAAUGAUAACCUGGUGCAGGCCUUCGUUCAAUUCCUGGAGCAGGAGUCACAGCCGCAGGCGCAAUCGCGGCCCACGCUCCUGAGCAUGACGGGUCAGAUGGAUGCAGCCACGUCAACCGGUGCCAUCGCCACCGCCACCUCCACGUCUGCCAACUCAGCCCAUCUUCCGCCGGCAGCACCAUUUGCAACGGCGACACCAGCAGCAAGUCAGCAGGAUCCUGCGGCUCCAGGCACACCGCCAGUGGGUGGCUCACCACAGUCGCUGGCCAUGGGCUCCAACGAAUUUGCGCCCACACGCAACUCCAGCUCGAUAUUGAAAGACAUCCUCAGCGACUCCUGAUUGUUGUAGAAUAGUCGCCUCUUUAUGUUGUCGCGUGUUUUUUUAUUGAAUAAUUUUAGCAUAACUUAAUCCAACUUGUAAACGUGCAAUCGUCGCCCGUAUUGGCAAACGUAUGUCCCGCAUAUAUCUGGCUCUAUAUAUAUAUAUAUAUUUAAUUAUAUAUAUACCCCAAACUGUACAAUGUCUGUGAGUGUAUAUGUGCAACGCUAGCAACUUGUAAAUAUGUAAUAUGCAAUUUGAACUUGUCGAGAGCAGCAGCCAAAGUAAAACCCAAUGGUUUUGGCCCGUUUUGCUUGCCUGUGACACGCCUUCACAGCGGCCUUGCUAAUGAGUAGCCGCCAAAUAAUAAAAAUAAUUAACUAAUUAAACUAUA
Drosophila yakuba is the source of this 4902-nucleotide messenger RNA. It is a transcript of the gene Gmap, whose product is annotated as thyroid receptor-interacting protein 11. The record is from RefSeq and is a predicted model, not a curated record. Gene Ontology annotation, cellular component: Golgi apparatus. NCBI's taxonomy places the organism in Eukaryota, Metazoa, Arthropoda, Insecta, Diptera, Drosophilidae. Gene Ontology annotation, molecular function: small GTPase binding. Bases 324 to 4529 code for a protein of 1401 amino acids. Gene Ontology annotation, biological process: Golgi organization; endoplasmic reticulum to Golgi vesicle-mediated transport. The transcript is spliced from 7 exons.